Pterocles gutturalis (yellow-throated sandgrouse) is the source of this 803-nucleotide messenger RNA. Its product is annotated as progesterone receptor-like. The annotation marks the transcript as partial. The transcript has 5 exons. Gene Ontology annotation, biological process: regulation of DNA-templated transcription. Gene Ontology annotation, molecular function: sequence-specific DNA binding; zinc ion binding; DNA-binding transcription factor activity. The record is from RefSeq and is a predicted model, not a curated record. NCBI's taxonomy places the organism in Eukaryota, Metazoa, Chordata, Aves, Pterocliformes, Pteroclidae.
AUGUUAACUGCUCAGCUGGCACCUCUGGGGUCUUUUUUUGUCACGAUAACGGUCCGGGAGAAGUCACGUUUUUGUCGCUCUGAUGGGUCAGAUACAGAAACCAGCCAAAGUUCUCAAUACAGUUUUGAAUCACUACCCCAGAAGAUUUGUCUUAUCUGCGGUGAUGAGGCUUCUGGUUGCCACUAUGGAGUACUUACCUGUGGAAGUUGUAAAGUCUUCUUUAAAAGGGCAAUGGAAGGGCAGCACAACUAUUUAUGUGCUGGAAGAAAUGAUUGCAUAGUCGAUAAAAUCCGUAGGAAGAACUGUCCAGCGUGUCGCUUGAGGAAGUGCUGUCAAGCUGGUAUGGUCCUGGGAGGUCGAAAAUUCAAGAAGUGUAACAAAAUUAAGGUUGUGAGAACAUUAGAUGUCGCGCUCCAGCAGCCAGCAACCCUUCAAGAUGAAAGCCAAUCUCUAACCCAAAGGCUGGCCUUUUCUCCAAAUCAAGAAAUACAGUUCGUUCCCCCCAUGAUAAGUGUUUUACGAGGCAUUGAGCCAGAAGUUGUCUAUGCUGGUUAUGACAACACAAAACCUGAAACGCCAAGUUCCUUGCUGACCAGUCUGAAUCAUCUUUGUGAGAGGCAACUUCUUUGUGUAGUCAAAUGGUCUAAAUUGCUACCAGGAUUUCGGAAUUUACAUAUUGAUGAUCAGAUAACCCUCAUCCAGUAUUCCUGGAUGAGUCUAAUGGUUUUUGCAAUGGGAUGGAGAUCAUACAAACACGUCAGUGGUCAGAUGUUGUAUUUUGCACCAGAUUUGAUUCUAAAUGA